GCGGUCGGGUUGGUCUGCGGCUGUGGAAAGGUGAAACGCCACUGCCUGUUCGCCACCGCGACCCCCGCACUCAUCCCCAGCCAUUGCGCUGCACCGGGACUCCCAAUUGGCCCGCUGCACCGAAAACAGAUCAUCGUAAGCCUGCCGCCUCCUGCCGCAGCCAAGCACCGUAGGGCAGGCAGGCAGCCAUGACGAAGAUCAUUGACAAGCUGAAUGGGAAGAUUGCGGAGGGCAAAUCCUUCUUCAGCUUUGAGUACUUCCCACCCAAGACUGACGAGGGCGUGCACAACCUCAAGGAGCGGCAGAUGCGCAUGGCGGCGCUGGGCCCCUGCUUCUGUGACAUCACCUGGGGCGCAGGCGGCUCCACCGCGGAGGUCACGCUGGACGUGGCGCGCAGCAUGCAGCAGGAGGUGGGCGUGGAGACCAUGAUGCACCUCACCUGCACCAACAUGCCUGUGGAGAAGCUGAAGGAGGCGCUGACCAAGGCCAAGGAGUAUGGCAUCACCAACAUCCUGGCGCUGCGCGGCGACCCUCCCAAGGGCCAGGACCACUUUGAAGUGGUGGAGGGAGGCUUCUCCUGCGCACUCGACCUCGUCAAGUACAUCCGCGCCGAGCACGGCGACUUCUUCGGCAUCGGCGUGAGCGGCUACCCCGAGGCGCACCCCGACGUGAUUGUAGAGGAUGAGAGGCAGAUGAGGAAGAACUACUGGGCGGACAUCGAGUACCUGAAGCAGAAGAUGGAGGCGGGCGCGGACUUUGUGGUCACGCAGCUGUUCUACGACUGCGACCGCUACCUGCAGUUUGUCAAGGACUGCCGGUCUGUGGGCAUCACCGCCCCCAUCCUGCCCGGCGUGAUGCCCAUCAUGACCUACGGCGGCUUCAAGCGCAUGACCUCCUUCUGCAAGACGGCCGUGCCGCAGCACAUUGCCGACACGCUGGAGACCAUCAAGGGCAGCGACGAGGCGGCGUACGGGAUCAGCCUGGGCACCAUGAUGUGCCAGCGGCUGCUCGCCAGCGGCGCGCCCGGGGUGCACAUGUACACGCUCAACCUGGAGCGGUCGGCGGGUGAGGCCCUUGGCUGGCGCCGUGCUGCGCCGGUUCCUGGGUGCGGGCAAGCCCCUUUUUUGCAGUUACAGGGCUGGCGUGCAGCGAGCAGGGAAGCAAGCUGCCGCUGA
Chlorella variabilis is the source of this 1175-nucleotide messenger RNA. RefSeq lists its product as hypothetical. Bases 189 to 1175 code for a protein of 328 amino acids. The record is from RefSeq and is a predicted model, not a curated record. Gene Ontology annotation, molecular function: FAD binding; methylenetetrahydrofolate reductase [NAD(P)H] activity. The transcript is spliced from 8 exons. Gene Ontology annotation, biological process: tetrahydrofolate interconversion. Lineage: Eukaryota; Viridiplantae; Chlorophyta; Trebouxiophyceae; Chlorellales; Chlorellaceae. Gene Ontology annotation, cellular component: cytosol.